Molecule: messenger RNA, 723 nt
Organism: Vanrija pseudolonga
Lineage: Eukaryota; Fungi; Basidiomycota; Tremellomycetes; Trichosporonales; Trichosporonaceae
Gene: CGI121
Product: EKC/KEOPS complex subunit
Exons: 3
Coding region: 36-668 (210 amino acids)
Biological process (GO): tRNA threonylcarbamoyladenosine modification
Cellular component (GO): EKC/KEOPS complex; nucleus; cytosol
Source: RefSeq, a predicted model, not a curated record
CUCUGCCUCCCUCCACCGCUCCACCCACAACCACAAUGGAAACGUACACGCUCGCGCACUUCCCGCCCAACGUCCGCACGCUGCACGUAGCGUACUUUGAGAACGUGACGAACGCGCCCGAGAUCAGGCGGCGGCUGGUAGCGGCGGCAACAGCGACCGGCGCGGAGGGGGACGCGGCGCGGGCGGCCGUAGAUUUUGCCUUUAUCGAGGCUGGGCUGCUCGUGUCGAAGGAGCACCUCCUCAGCGGCGCCCUCGCUGCCCUUCUGACCUCCUUGCCAUCCGACGCGCGCGCCUCCCUCCCCGCCCCGCCAGAGCCCAAGACCCGCUCGCAUAACCUCCAUUCCGAGGUGCUCAUGGCGCUGAGCCCAAACAAUAACAUCACGGACGCGAUCCGCCGCCACGGUGUCGGCGACGCGACGACGCGCCUCGCCGUGGUCAAGUUUGCGGCUGAGGGCAGUGCCCAGAAGGAGGUGUAUGACGCCAUUGCUGCUGUUGUUGAUGGCGAGCUGGUGCCGCUUGAUGCGCUCGACGAGGUCUCCAAGAUCGACUGGGCGCGCGUGGACAAGGUGUACAAGCUCGGAGAGAUGAACCAGCUCAAAGUCGACAACGUGGCCCAGCGCAAGGUCGCCGCGGUCGUCAACACCGUCGCGAUCAAGCACGUCACCUAGCCCCGCGGCAACGCACGCACACCUCCAUACCCCGCAUCAUGAUAACCCGCCAUGC